AUGUUGGAAAAACUACUCGCAGCCAUCACUGCUGUUGUUACUUGGUAUUUGACCUAUUAUCUUUGGUAUGUUAAUCCAAGGAUACUUCCAUCUUUGCCUGGUGAUGGGUUAUUUAAGUACAGAGAAACCAAGCAACAGACUGUACCUCUUAAAAAGAAAGGAUCUGUUACUAAUAAAGUUCCUGGGCCUAGAUUCAUGGGAAUGCCCAUUCGAGUACCUGAAGAAAACACAGCAACUCCGACUGAAACAACAGCUUAG
Molecule: messenger RNA, 258 nt
Organism: Nezara viridula (southern green stink bug)
Lineage: Eukaryota; Metazoa; Arthropoda; Insecta; Hemiptera; Pentatomidae
Source: the annotation of a GenBank genome assembly